Messenger RNA from Aspergillus affinis, 2124 nucleotides. RefSeq names its product DNA damage response protein RcaA. Gene Ontology annotation, biological process: double-strand break repair via homologous recombination; mitotic G2 DNA damage checkpoint signaling. Gene Ontology annotation, molecular function: damaged DNA binding; protein binding. The transcript is spliced from 5 exons. The record is from RefSeq and is a predicted model, not a curated record. The coding region runs from base 1 to 2124 and encodes 707 amino acids. Gene Ontology annotation, cellular component: Mre11 complex. NCBI's taxonomy places the organism in Eukaryota, Fungi, Ascomycota, Eurotiomycetes, Eurotiales, Aspergillaceae.
AUGUGGAUUCUCGACUCGGCGGGCGAUUUCCUGGGAGGACGGCGCGUGUGGCUGCGGCCGGGGAAGAAGUAUCUCUUCGGUCGGGUCUUGCAGGAUGGAGUACGACAUGCCAUCGCCAAUACCUCGAUCUCCCGCAAGCAUAUGAUCAUCGAGGUCGCCCCUGUGAAACCCGGCGACGGCUCCCACAUCUACACAAAAUCGGAUAUCACCGUUAGCGACGAGAAGUCGAAAUGCGGCACGACGGUCGACGGGGAGGAUAUCAAGGGCCGCCGGAUCCGCCUGACCCAGGACGAGCAUAUCCUCCGACUGGGCAAGUACAAGCAUGACUUGCGAAUCAAAUGGGAACCAGUCGUCCUCAGCUUCUCCUUCUCCUCGAAAGAUCUCAAAGCCCACGACCCCCUCGCUCGCGUCCGAAGCCGACUGGAAGAUCUGGAUGUCAAAACCGUGAUACCCUACGUCGUGGGCCAGACGACCCAUGUGGUGCAGAAUAAGCGCAAUACGGCCAAGGGAUUGCAAGCGCUGGUCAACGGCAUGCACAUCGUGCAGGACUCGUAUAUCGACGCGCUGGUGUAUGCCGCGACGCCGAGCGAUCUGGAUAACCUGGAGUCGUUGUCCCCGUUGGAGGCGGACUUUGACUCGGCCUGGCCGGACCCGACCGAGCAUCUUCCUCCACCGGGUAAAGAGGCCGUCCAGAGACCGAAGGAGGCGUUUGCGCCGAACCCCGACCGUAUUAAUGUCUUCGAUGGAUAUACGUUUGUGUUUGGUGACUCUACGCAGUAUGAGAAUUUACAGGAUGCCGUGACGAAUGGCCAUGGCAAGGCUCUACUGUAUCGGAUCGAGAACGGUGUCACCACUGCCGAGGAUAUUGUUCAAUUUAUGCGCACGAUGGCCGGUCGCAACGGGUUGGGCAGAAGGAAGAGGGGUCGGGGAGGAGUGGUCCUUGUUCGCUACCGCGGCAAAGGUCGCUACGAAGAAUGGUCGCAGGGGCUGAGCGACCGGGUGGGCGUGUUGACGGAGCAGCGCGUCAUCGAACAGAGCGAGUUCCUGGACGCCAUCCUGGCCAACGACGCGACGUCGCUGUGUAUGACGCUGGAGCCAGCUGAGCCAGCUAGGCAGGUCGAGUCGGUCCUGUCAUCAGAACCGCCGUCGUCAGAACCUCCGCUGCCUGCAGAGCCGUUGGUGUCUGCACCACCGUCCAGUGCCGACGUCCAGAUGGUGCCGGAAUCGCAGUCCGACGAAGCACCCACGCAGGCGACUACGAAAAGCGCUACAGGACCCCGCGUGCGUAGCUUUAAGAGCAAGAUGAAAACUUUCGACGAUGGCUUCGAUAUCAACGCCAUCCCCGCUUAUGCCCCAGACGACGAUGACGGUCCGGCCCCGUCUAUGGAGAUCGAACCGUCUAUCGAGCCUCAGACGCAACUCGACAGCACCCUGCAGGAAGAAGAGGACCUGUCGAGUUUACUCCCCGGCGCCGCGGCGAUGAAGCGUCGGCGUGCCGAGACGAUGAAGAAAAGCUCCGAGCCGGCCUCGCAGCUGAAAGCGGAGGAGUCGCCGCGGCCCAAGCGACGGAAAUUAGACAUCCGCGAAGCCGCCCGUCAGCACCGGGAGGCCGAAGAGGAUGCGCAGCGUCUUCGACGGCAAGAGGAGGCGGCGUCGCUGCAGGAUUCCCUCAAGGACGUCAACGUGGAGCAGCUGAAGGGAUUGGCCAUCGUAGAGGAAAUGGAGGUGCCGUCGCGCCGGGACGCCGACCGCGACCAACGCUGGGACGAUCGAUGGAACGGGCGCAAGAACUUCAAGAAGUUCCGGCGCAAAGGCGACGGCGGGCAGGCGCGUCAUCGUAUCCAAACAGUGAUCGUGCCGUUGGAAGAGGUGAGUCGGAAGGACUUCGGUAUCGGCGAGCAUUACUGGGUUAGCGAGCGACCGACCGAGCGCAGUCCGCCAGCGAUCAGUCAGGGACCGGAAGGACAGGGACAGGACGCGGAGGAGGCAGAGGAAGGGGAGACAUCUCGCGCUGCGUCGGUGGCCCGCACAGAGACGCCAGCGGUCAGUCAGAAACGGAGUCGCCAGGAGCGAGAAUCCGAUAGCGAGGAUGAGAUGCGAUUCCGAUUCCGACGGCGGCGCUGA